GCAAUCAGAGCCGCCCCGACCUUGGCUUCCUCUGCCGGGUGGGAUUGGGGGGGCUGGGCCCCCAAAGGGGGCCCUGGCUUCCCUCUUCCUCUGGGUAGGGGACAGAGAAGCACAGACCCAGUGAGUGGGGACUAACUUCCUCUUGUCCUGGAACGAGCAUGUCUGCCCUUUGCGAGCGGGUUUGGGUCUCUCACACAGAGGAAACCAAAAGCAGUGAGAGGGAAGGAAGGCGGAGCGACCAAUCAAGGGCAGGGUGAGGUGCAGAACCAGCGGGCUCCCUGGGGAGCCAGGCAGAGCCGGGGGGCCAUGGCGGAGCUGCAGCAGCUGCAGGAGUUUGAGAUCCCCACUGGCCGGGAGGCCCUGCGGGGCAACCACAGCUCCCUGCUGCGAGUUGCAGACUACUGCGAGGACAACUACGUGCAGGCCACAGAUAAACGGAAGGCACUGGAGGAGACCAUGGCCUUCACCACCCAGGCCCUGGCCAGCGUGGCCUAUCAGGUGGGCAACCUGGCUGGAAACACUCUGCGUAUGUUGGACCUUCAGGCAGCUGCCCUGCGGCAGGUGGAAGCCCGUGUGAGCACGCUGGGCCAGAUGGUGAACAUGCAUAUGGAGAAGGUGGCCCGAAGGGAGAUUGGCACCUUAGCCACCGUCCAGCGGCUGCCUCCCAGCCAGAAAAUCAUUGCCCCCGAGAACCUGCCUCCCCUCACGCCCUACUACAGGAGACCCCUCAACUUCGGUUGCCUGGAUGACAUCGGCCACGGGAUCAAGGAUCUGAGCACCCAGCUGUCGCGAACCGGGACCCUGUCUCGAAAGAGCAUCAAGGCGCCUGCCACACCCACCUCCGCCACCCUGGGGAGAGCACCCCGGAUCCCCGAGCCCGUGCAGCUGCCCUCAGUGCCCGACGGCAAGCUCUCCGCCGCCUCCUCCGCCUCCUCCCUGGCCUCGGCGGGCAGCGCCAAAAGUGUCGGUGGGAUCUCCAUGACCAAGGGGCAGGCAGCACCCCUAUCCCCACCCCCUCCACCUGCUGCCUCUGACGGUUUCCUGCUGCCCCCUCCGCUGGAGGAUCUCUCCCUCCCCCCGCCGGCCCCAGAGCUGCCCCUGCCCCCUCCUCCACCCUUGGACGUGGAUGAUUUGGGGCUGCCACCUCCGCCCCCACCAGACUUUGGGUCCGAAGAGCCCAGCUGGGCCCCUGAGGCAUACUUGGAGAAAGUGGUGACACUGUACCCAUAUACACGCCAGAAGGACAACGAACUCUCCUUCUCUGAGGGCACCGUUAUCUGCAUUACCCGCCGCUACUCCGAUGGCUGGUGUGAGGGCGUCUCCUCGGAAGGGUCUGGAUUCUUCCCUGGGAACUAUGUGGAGCCCAGCUACUGACAGCCUGGGCUCUCUGGGAUGCUGACCCAAGCACGGCCUUGAGUGAACCCCUGAGUCCCACACCAAAGCCAGCUCCACAGUUAAGACUGGACCAGGCCUGCACACCUCCUGGGCUGUGAGCUGUCUGUUCCUUCCCCACAUCCCAUUAGAAAGGGGUCCAGGGGAGAGAGAGGAGGUACCCAGAGGCCUGCUGGAGACAGGAAAGAACUGGAAGCCAAGGAGUUUGGUCAUCUUAUCCACAGGGGACCCUUACGUUAUGCAAGGCAGUGUCUCCAGCUGCCAAGUGCCAACUUUGAAUAAAACUCUGAUGACUUC
Molecule: messenger RNA, 1689 nt
Organism: Hippopotamus amphibius kiboko
Lineage: Eukaryota; Metazoa; Chordata; Mammalia; Artiodactyla; Hippopotamidae
Gene: ABI3
Product: ABI family member 3
Exons: 8
Coding region: 307-1374 (355 amino acids)
Biological process (GO): regulation of cell migration
Cellular component (GO): lamellipodium
Molecular function (GO): SH3 domain binding
Source: RefSeq, a predicted model, not a curated record